AUGCCACUUGUAAAUAACAAAGUGGGCGAUGAUUGCACAGACGAGGCUUUGGCUGACGGAAAGGCUCUGGUGGAUUCUUUGAUUAAGGUGGUGGCAUGUUACCGGCACUUGGCCUCAUGUGUCGGUGGGUGCACAGACAGCUUGCAGCUGCGGGAGGAGUUGCGGCAAACACGAGAGAAGGCCCAAAUGUUGUCCGUGGCCAUCUGUAGUCAUCUGACCUCACAUCUCCGAAACAAGAGACUGCCUGAGGGGCAGCGGAAGGAGAUGGAGCUCCUCUGGGUGGCCUUCUCCUCCAGCCUAGAGCUCCUCCAUGGUGACAUGUGCAAAGUUUUCAACGUGGCUGAAAUCUUCUCUCUGGCCAACACUGAUAGCCUGGUGCAAACUGGCCUACAAGGAGGCGGCAGUGAGGUGGCAGCCCGGGCCCUCAGUCUGCCAGACUUGAACCGAGCUCAGAGCCCAACCCUCCCUGCUGGGCUCGAGAGCCAGGAGCGCAGCACCAUGGAGCAGGAGAUCGGCCAAAUUGAGCACAUGAUCGAUGACAUGGAGAUGAAGGUCAACGUGAUGCGCUGGAUGGUGGAGCCCCAUGGGCCACAGUACACAGACCCACUCAGCAGCACCGACAGCGCCUCCCUGGCUCUGCUAUCCGUCGAUGAGGAGCAGCCUGGACGCCAGCCUCUAUGCCAGCGCAGUCAAAUCUUUGUGCUCUUAUUGAUGUUUGCUGUUGUUUUGGUGGCAGCCACUUUAUCUGUCUGUGUUGUCUUUUUCUCAUGA
This is a messenger RNA of Cyclopterus lumpus (lumpfish), 771 nucleotides long. It is a transcript of the gene rgs9bp, whose product is annotated as regulator of G protein signaling 9 binding protein. The record is from RefSeq and is a predicted model, not a curated record. The transcript is spliced from 3 exons. Bases 1 to 771 code for a protein of 256 amino acids. NCBI's taxonomy places the organism in Eukaryota, Metazoa, Chordata, Actinopteri, Perciformes, Cyclopteridae. Gene Ontology annotation, biological process: G protein-coupled receptor signaling pathway. Gene Ontology annotation, cellular component: neuron projection.